CUGGACAGUGUAACUCAAACGUGUUAAGUCAUUCAUUUUACUAAAUUAAUCGUCUCAAGGUCUCCUGAUGAGGACUGUGGUUUUGCUUUGAGACUAAAAUGACUAGGUGAGAAAAACCAAAGUGCCUUCACUUGCCUUUAACGCAGCAUCAAGCCCUUAAAAAACCUGAAAAACAACAUUGCUUAGAGUUACAUCACUUAAGUUGAUAAUGAACAGACUUUUGGGGGUGGUCAAAAAAAGAGAUAAAAUGAAGGGGGUGGAGAUUUUAGGAAACAGAGGUGGAGGGCAGAUUAGUAAAACCUGAAGCAGCAGCUACAAGGUGAUCAUACAGGAAAAAACUCCUUCAACCACAACAGGGAUCGAACUUUUUUCUCUUUUUCUUGUCAGUUUCAACAUAGCAGCCAUGUCUGAGUAUGAGCUGGAGGUGACAACAGGUGACAUGAAAUAUGCAGGAACAUUUGAUAACGUUUUUGUCACCUUAAUUGGAACUGAAGGGCAGAGUGAGAGAAGCAAGCUAGACAACUAUGGUAUUGACUUUAAGGCUGGAAAGGUAAGUGAAACACGGGGAAACUCUGACUCAAAGAAAAAUGAAAAUGGUUGAGUGGUGCAUAAACAUGUAUUUUGUCAGGGUAUAUAUGCCUCUUUUAAUGUCUCAUUAGAAUGCAUUGCAUUACAUUUUCCUUCAUUUUCCUUUCUUGAUUAUACCUGGCAUAUAGCAUUAAGAUGAGAAGAUUUAGAGCACAACUGAUAUUUUAUAUCUCAGUUUAUUGCUGUGAGGCCCUGAAAGAAAACCCUGAGUUUGCUCAACCACAAAUAUGAGUUCAAUCUUUUGGUUUGCUCUCUUCAGAAACACUUUUCAUCACAGCAAUGCCACAAUUGUAGGAAAUGAGACAAAAAUCCAGGAAAGAAUUAAUGCACAUAAGUCAGACUGUUCACUCUGAAAUUUGCAUGACUUCUUUCCCACUUUUCGAAAGAUUUACAUCACCUGUGAAGACACUCAACCAUCAUAUUUACAUACUGCUUUUCUAGUUGUAUUUGCAAGUUUAAUUGCAGGUCUUUGCAGCAUAACCUGCUUGAGUUUUUCAGACAUUAACACUUUAAUAACACAUACUGUAUACCUUUGAAUAUGGCACUGUUUGGUUCCAAUUUGCCCAAAUUACAGUCUAUAAUUACAGCCUAGAAACAGUUUCAUUGCAUGUCAAAUGUACCUUUUAAAAUUUAUGUCAACCUAUUUUUUUCAAAGGUAGGGACCUACACCCUGAAAACCAAUUUGUCUCUGGGGACACUCCUGCUGAUCAAGGUGGAGAAAGACCCUCUUUUAGUUCUCCCAGAGAGCGAGUGGUUCUGCACCAAAAUAGUGGUGACGACUCCCGAAGGGGAUGUCCUUCUUUUCCCCUGUCACAGAUGGAUCUCCAGGGGGGAAAUGGUGGAGCUGAGAGGGGGGAGAGGUCUGCUUCAGAUCUCUUUCUAGACUCAUAGUUUUCUUACAAGACUUGAUUUUUCUCAUUUCCACACAUUUUGACAAACUUUGUUUUAAAUUCCAUAUCCUUUCUUUCAUGUAAUUCCUAAGCAAUGAAGGCUUUUGAAGAUGAUCAUCCCCUGCUAAUUGAACAGCGCAAAAAAGAGCUGAUGUUCAAAAAGAGCAUCUACCAGUAAGUAUUGAUGAAUAUGAUCUCAGGCUCUUCUGUGUGCUUUUCUUUCAACUUUAUUCACCUACUUGUGUUUCAGAUGGAAGAUCCUGGCUAAAGGACUGUCCCACAUCAAUAAUUUCAACAGUCCAUCAGAGCUUCCAGCUGAGGUCCGCUUUUCAGAGUCCAAAUCAACUGAAGUAGCCAACACACAAACUCUAACGUGAGUGUAAAGAGAUGUACACAGUACACUUAGUAGAGGCUCAAGAGCCAUAAUAUUUGAGGCAAAGAGUAGAUUUUUUUUUCUCCUGUUCAUUUUGUCUGCCUUCAGGGGUCUUGAACUCAAGUUCAAAGGGCUACUUGGAUCAAAUGAAAAAUGGGAAAAACUUGACGACAUGAAACGGAUCUUCUGGUUUAAAAAGACAGCAAUGUCAGGUAUUUCCUUUUUUCAGUUUUCCUGUUCUGCAGCAUUACUCACCACAACAAUAAGAUCUUUACCCUGCGUCAUAGAAAACUAUGAACAAGUUAUCAUUUCAAAGCAGCAGCGAAUGCCCCCGUACCUCCAAUCUCCCCUCAAAACAGGUUUUUCAAGAUCUUUGAUGAGUUAUUUCAAAGGCCAGUCAGGAGUUGGCAGAUUCACAACAAGGAACAGCUCACACUAGCUGAGGUUUCUAGAGAACUUUGAGGGUUAGAGUCAGUUCAGUUUUGAUAACAGUAUUCCUGUAGAGGCAUACUGUUAGAGCCCAUAGAGCCCAUCCGAUUUGGGCUUAUCUCACGGAUGCACCACUGAGCACAGCCAACUGGGGCGGGUGAGUCAAGGUCUCACCCAAGGACACCCUGGCAUCCCAACAGCAACCUGGACUGAACCCCCAACUGCCAAUUUGGGAGACAACCGACUCUACUACUGGGCCAGUGAGCAGCAAAAGAGACCAAAGGAUGAUCUUUUUUUUUUUUUAAUUAUGGAAAACAACACACAACAUUUUUCUUGCUGCCAUCCUACUUUUUUUUUAUUUUAGGAUGAUCCAAACCAAAAAUAGCUUAUUAUUAUCUAGAUUUUCAUUUUUGGUGUUAUUGUUACAUUUUAUUCAAAGUUUAUUUAAGUAUGUUCACAAAGAGUGUAACAGUUAGACCAUGAUUGUGGAGCUCUAACCUUGUGCCUUAGUAUCUUUUCUGGGUUCUACAUUAUUUUUAUGCGGCAACAACAAAUAAACCAAUAUUACCUUUCUUCUAUCAACAUCAAGGUUUCACUGAAAUCAAAAGCAUGUACUCAAUAUUUCAUAUAUAUAAGUUCCUCUUCCUUUAGAGUAUGUUGCAGAACACUGGAAGGAAGACGACUUCUUUGGAUCCCAGUUCCUGAAUGGCGUCAAUCCCAAUGUGAUCAAGAGGUGCUUUGAGCUUCCUUCAAACUUCCCUGUGACAGAUGAGAUGGUGGCACCAUUUCUGGAGGAGGGCAGCUCUCUGCAGCAGGAGAUAAAGGUCUGAAUUCUUUUCCUUAGCUUUGUUACCAUUCGAGGCUACCUUCCUUGACAAUCUUCUGUUGUUAGGGCCCGAGCCAGCUGCAGAGCAGCCGGGCGUAGGCCCUAUUAUUCCCCAAGUGGUUUUUCUUUGUUUCUUUCUUUCUUUCUUUCUUUCUUUCUUCUUUUUCCUCCCCUUUGAACUGGAAAAUGGCCCACUUCCCACUGGCGAAAACUCAUGAAAUUUGGCAGGACGACCGGGCCUGGUGAAAAAUUCGAUAUUCUGAAGUCGCCCAAACAAUAAAAUGCAAAAUGGCUCCAUAGCGCCCCCUAAGGUGGAAAUUCACACUAUUGACUGUCACGCCUGUACGCUUUGUCAUAUUGACACAAAAAUUAACACACAUAUGUAUCUCAAUAAGAUCUACAAAAAAGUCAGUGCGGCCGUAUCUGUCAAAAUUACGGUUAAAGGGUUAUUUCGCAUUUUUUGCCGAUCCGCACACAUUGGAAUUUCGCUAACUCCUCCGAAGGCUUUCGUUCCACCGGCACCACAUUUGCUCAGGCCAAUCUACACCCCGUGGCCAUUAAAAGUUAUCAAAAUCAUGACGCUGCACCCCAAGGUUUAGGUUCUAGGGGGCGCCAAAGAUAACACUAAAAUCCACAUAUUUAAAAGUCUUAUAACUUUUUAUUUUUGUCCUCACUGGCCUCCAAGUUUUCUAGGAUGAUGCAAUGUCCAGCCAUCAACACAUUUGUGAAGGAAUUUUUACUCCCCAAAAGAGCGCCCCCCCAUGGCAGGAGAAAAAAGUCCAUUUUUUCUUGUCCCCUAAGGUGAAAAUACACAUUGUUGAGUGUCACGCCUAUACGCUUUGUCAAAAUGACACAAAAAUUGACACACACAUGUAACUCAAUAAGAUCUACGAAAAAGUCAAUGCGCGCGUAUCUGUCAAAUGUACGGUUAAAGGGUUAUUCCGCAUUUUUUGCCGAUCCGCACACAUUGGAAUUUCGCUAACUCCUCCUAAGGCUUUCUUUCCACCGGCACCACAUUUGCUCAGGCCAAUCUACACCCCAUGGCCAUUAAAAGUUAUCAAAAUCAUGACGCUGCACCCCACGGUUUAGGUUCUAGGGGGCGCCAAAGAUAACCCUAAAAUCCACAUAUUUAAAAGUCAUAACUUUUUAUUUUUGUCCUCACUGGCCUCCAAGUUUUCUAGGAUGAUGCAAUGUUCAGCCAUCAACACAUUUGUGAAGGAAUUUUUACUCCCCAAAAGAGCGUCCCCCCCCCCCAUGGCAGGAGAAAAAAGUCCAUUUUUUCUUGUCCCUUAAGGUGAAAAUACAUAUUGUUGAGAUUCACGCCUAUACGCUUUGUCAUAUUGACACAAAAUUUGACAAUCACGUGCCUUGCCUGGUAUCAUUUUUUUCAGCACAACCUCACCUGUGCGAAUUUACAGUUAUUUUAUCAUGUUGACAUACUGAAUUUACACAAUGGACCCAAAUUCACACACAAAACAUAAAAUCCGAGUGGAAAAAAGUAACAUUUUUACUGUGAAAACCACAAAUAUGUGUGAUGAACUGUUUUUAAAACUUAAACUUCAAAUAAAAAUUGUAAACUUCAAAACAUAUGCAAAUUUUUAACAAAGAACAUAGUGAUUUACCUCUAUUUACAUCAAAAUGCAGGCAAUGGCCCAGGCGUUCUUUGUAAAAUUAUUUACAAAACACUGUAUAGUCUCACAAAUGUCACUUUUUAUUUAUGCCACUACAAAAAAACAUGAUGUAAAUGAUGCAUGAUGUAAAACAUGAUGUAAAAAACUUGUGUAGAUCCUCCUCUAUGUCAGUCCAUGUGUAAUUUUUCCACAAUUCUUUGUUUUUUGCAGCAUUUUUGUUAGUGUAACUGCAGAUUGUGCUGACAGUGUCUAUGGCACAAAAAAAAAAAAAAUUAAAAUGCCUCAACAUGAACCCCUGGUGGUCUCUGAGGGUGAAACCUGCUAACUGCUGCAGCUCUGUCAGCUUCAGUCUCCCAUGCAGAGCUCUGAGCGCAUGUGUGGCUCUGCACCCUUAGCAGCGUUGCUAACUCCUCAGUAAGGAAAGCCUGCUUCAUGUCAGAGUCUCUAAACUCCAGAAGAAGUAGAUAAAAGUCCCUUUCUUUCUAAAAAAAAGUCGUUAGGGGGUCUGAAAAGUCAUUGAAUCUAACAACAAAGUCGCUAGGUUUGCAACUACGUGUCCCAGACUGCAUCCCUGCUGAGAGUCCCUCCCUCCCUUCUCAUGUUGCAGGAAGAACGUAAGCACCCGCCCCUUGUCAAUCAGUCACCAUAUAAUUUUGGAUUGGUUGUUGUGGUGAAGUUUUCCACCAAUAGGAGAGAUGUUGUGGUGUGUUUUUUUUUUCUUUUGGCAAGCCUUUUCCGCCUGUAAGACCUGUCGCUAAUGUCUGCAUGCUAUGUUUUCCUGUCUCAUACAGCGCGAUCGAGCGCCGAACGUGAUCAAAAUAAGCAGAAAAAAAGUAUCGCGGACAUAAUUUAUCAUAACUCUGGUUUUAUUUGGCCUAUCAACACAAUUUAAAAACUGGUAUAUAGGUUGAGGUCCUCACUUUUGAGAUAAAUUGAAACGGAGAGUCAACGAGGCUCCGUCUUGCAGCUACAUCCGGUUAAAUAUGUCAUGUGACUUGAACGCACACACAGACACACACGCACGCACACACACACACACACACACACACACACACACACACACACACACACACACACUCAGAGUCUGGUUUUUAGCACCUGCAAAAACAUGCUAUUUACAUAUUUGACAAGAAUGCAGAGGCUCCUUUUGCCCCUGAAAAAAAUCAAAUUUCAAACACAAUUUGACUGGUCAUUUCUCCAAAAGACAACCAUGAAGCUCCAUCCAAACCUGAAGCAGGCAGUUGGUGCAUGUGUACAGUAACCUGAGGGGAGUGAGGUGAGUGCUUCUGAGGAGAACAUGAGCAGUGAAGAUUCACCUUGGAGCUAGAACAGAGACAUGCACAUGAUUAUACAGGGGCAGGGGCUCAAGUUUUUUCCAGUCGUUUAUACAAUAUGGAAAUUAAUGUGAAAUUAAAACACAAAGUAUUAAUAGAAAGGUAAUGACUGUCCUGUGUAGGUGACAGUGAUAUCCAAUAGGCUAGGCACUCACGAGGCUGGCUGUGGCAAGUGUAAGUGAAAGCAACACGCACUGGCAGGAAGAACAGCAAACGCCGAUGAAGGAAAAGGGUCUUUGCAGUGAUGGGCGUUACCAGAGAGGGCGAUGGCCAGAGGACACAAAUGGGACGGGGAGGCAGCACGUUGGGGGGGGGGGACGCGACACGGCUCGGGCCCGCCAGUGCCCCAACGGGGUCCUAGUUGUUUUUUUUCUUGUCUUUGCUGUAGAAAGGCAAAAUAUUCCUUUAUGACCAGAAGAUAUUGGAUGGAAUACCAACUAGAGUCUACAAUGGUGACAGUCUUCAAGUCUCAGCAGGUCUCUGUUUGCUGUACUUGAACCCUGAAGACAAACUGAUGCCGAUUGCAAUACAGGUAUGUGUCCAACACAGCAAAUCAUUGAUUGCAGGCAUAUUAAAAAGAUUCUGGUCUAAUAAAUUUCCAUGCUAAAUUUGUACAGAGACAAAAUCCUAUUCCUCUGUUUUACAUGAAAUUUCAGUGUUUUACAUCUUCAUAUUUCAGCUACAACAAAAGCCGUCUGACCAGAACCCAAUCUUCCUGCCCAGUGACUCGCAGGCGGACUGGCUACUUGCAAAAAUAUUUAUCAGAAAUGCAGACGCAAUUGAUCAUCAAGCAGUCCAACACCUCAUGAAGACUCACUUUAUGGUGGAAGUCUACACUGUGGCCACUCUGCGCUGCUUUCCAGUCAUUCAUCCCAUCUAUAAGGUAGAAUAACACAGAAUGAUUCAAGCCUCAGUUUCCUUUGAUUGUACAUUUAUUCUUCCACCCUAAACUGAUGCUGUGAUAUAAAAUGAUUAAUUUUAAAGAUAUUUUGGGGUAUUUCAUAUCUUCAUCAUUCAGUCAAUAUAGUCAAUCAAGUCAAUAAAUUGAGGAGGAAGUGAUGAGGAACAGCUUUGAUAUGAUUAAAGCUUAACUUACCUUCACCCUCCAGAAACACUUUUAUAUAGAGGUGCUGGAGCACAGUCAUGCAGUGUAUCUACAGUUGUAUGUAUUUAAGCUCUUUACAAAUUUUGAUGUCCCUGUUUUUUUUCACUGGUUGGCUGUUAUUCAGUUUCAUAGAUCAGGAUUGGCAGCCUGUAUUUUGCUGAAAAGGCCAUUAUAGUUGUAUGUAUAUUUUUGUUAUUUUACCGUUGUCUUUACAGCUGCUGCUGCCACACUUCCGAUACACUCUCCACAUAAACACUGGAGGGCGAACAAAUCUCUUUGGACCUGAAGGGCCUUUAAGUAUAGUAAGGUUACUCAACACCUUGAGCACUCAGAAUACUACGUACUCUUGCCACUACUACUGCUAUAUACUACUACUACUUUAUCAUUGCCAUAUGUUCUAGCCUCUCAUUUUGAAAAAAAAAACAGUUGUUUGGUACUUUGUAAUGUCUCAUUUUAUAUACUUCUGCAUUUUCUAUCUCCAGAGUUCACCUGGAUAUGAUGGUCUGAUAGUGUUCAUGAAAAAGGCUCUGUCUGAGCUGACCUACAACUCUCUCUGUCUGCCAUACAACAUCACUGCCCGAGGACUGGACUCCAUCCCCAACUUCUACUACAGAGAUGAUGGCAUAAAGCUGUGGAACAUCAUCAACAGGUUAACUCUGAAGGAAUUGUACAAUUUCAUUGUUUCUGUAUUUUUUGAUCACAAAUGAAAACAUACUUUUAAAGUCUUAUUUCAUUGUUUCGUAUCUACCAGCUUCGUGAGUGCAGUGGUCAAUCACUUUUACCCUUUAGACAUUGAGGUCCAAAAGGACACAGAGCUGCAGGAAUGGAUCAGUGAAAUAUUCACACACGGCGUCCUGGGGAAAAAAGCCUCAGGUGUUUACACUUGUCUAAAAUAAUGCAUAAGCACAGCCUGUAUGCAGAAUGUAGAACAUUGAUAAAUAUUGUUUAUUUUCUGAACUGCUGUUACUGUUGACAGGAUUUCCAUCACACUUUAAUACUGUUGAUGAAGUGAUCAAGUUCAUCACCACUGUGAUCUUCACAGCAACAGCUCAGCAUGCAGCGGUUAACAAUGGACAGGUAAGGAAAUAGUUACAGUUUCAAGGCUUCAGAUUAAUGACACAGAUCCCCAAUCUGCUUUAAAUGUCAAAAUAGUUUUAAUACCCUUCUAGCAAGGAUGUAGUUCGGCUUUACGCAGCUGCAACUUUGCAUAUAUAUAAAAAUGUAUCCUCAAAGCUAAAGAGAUUUAUAUUAAAAAUGUCUUUGAAAAAUACAGUACGACUACAAUUCCUGGAUGCCCAAUGGCUCACUCCUGCUCCUCAAACCUCCGCCAACCACUAAGGGGCAGUCAACGAUGGAGACCAUUCUGGAGACCCUUCCAGAUGUUGGAGAGACUGCCAUCUUUGCAGCAAUACUUUGGCUGCUUUCGGACAAAUACACUGACGAGGUAAGACAGAAUCUGUCCCACCCACAUUUUUGAACCUGUAUUACAGAUUGUAGCCUCUGCAGACUGAAAUAUUGUCCCUUUUUUAAAAUUGUUUUCGCAGGUUCCCUUGGGUGCAUACCCUACAGAGCGAUUCGAUGAGCCUGCUGUUCAACUAAUGAUUAAAGAAUUUCAGGCGGAGUUGUCCUACCUCAGUGAGGAAAUCAAAGCAAGAAAUUCAAAGCUUGAAAUACCUUACAAUUAUCUGAACCCAAGCGAGAUAGAGAACAGUAUUACUAUUUAAAAAAGACAGUCUGUGUUAGGUUUCCCUACAGCUCCCACCAGCUUUGUCAUGUAUUGAUGUUACAUUUUAAAAUUUGUAUGAUUUAACUGCUGGAGACUGUAGGUGAAGUGUUGCAUGCAGACUAGAUAGACCA
Xyrichtys novacula (pearly razorfish) is the source of this 9033-nucleotide messenger RNA. The record is from the annotation of a GenBank genome assembly. Lineage: Eukaryota; Metazoa; Chordata; Actinopteri; Labriformes; Labridae.